GUAACUUUGUUAGUACUUGGUACUUUUUUUUCCUGUGUUGUGCCUACUAGAAUUAGAUAGCAUUAGUAGAAUGCUAUAAGCUGUUUACUGAGGCUUCCCAAAAAUGAUUGCAACUUUCUAGUGGUAACCCAAAGAGAAGGGGACAGUUCUGUCAUAGCAGGAGAAAAUACAGGGAGAAUUUAGUAACUUCCGAAUACAAUAAUAGAAAAGAUAAGACACCACACUAGUAGUACAUGUUCCUCUGUUCUUAGUGUCCUGCAAUCAUUCCUAGGAACCGGCUAAUAAGAGAACAGAGUGAAAAGCUCCAAACCGAAUCUCUCUCUAUCUACACUUCCUUUCUCUCUCUAGCUUAGUCCCUCACUAAUUCCUUUACCUCCAAAAUUGUCAAAGACCCACUAGGAACAAACAACAAUGGAAGAAAGGAAGUCGAUUCCAGCAGUUGCUUGUGUGGCGAUGAUGAUGAUUUCGCUUGCAGGAUCGGCAGCCGCUUACAAGAACUACACGGUGGGUGAUUCUCUGGGUUGGUAUGAUCUCUCCGAGAAACCCACCGCCGAUUACCAGAAAUGGGCCGAUUCCCACAACUUCAGCUUGGGUGAUUUCCUCAUUUUCAACACGAACACCAACCACUCGGUGAUCCAGACGUCCAACCUGACCACCUACCAGCAGUGCGACUACGACAACUCCCUCGAAGCCGACACCACCCAAUGGUCCUCCGGCGACCCUUCCAACACCGCCACCGCCCCCGUCACCGUCGCCGUCCCGCUCCUCAAGGAAGGCCCCGCCUUCUUCUUCUCCGGCGACUACGACGGCGACCAGUGCCGCGGCGGGCAGCGUUUCAAGAUCCCCUCCGUCGCCCACGGCCAGGGCCUGCCGGACGGUCUCAAGCCGCCGUCGGAGCAGGCCCCGGCACCCAACAGCGACGACGUCGACAAUGAGGAUUCUGCGCCGGACACCACCGUCCCGGCCGAUUUCAGCCACCCUAAGGGAGGGCCGGGGAGCGGCGGGAGCGACGCGGCCGUCGGCGGCGGUGAUGAUGAUAGUGGUGAUGAUGACAAGGAGAAGUCAGCCAAGUCGUCGUUGAAGAACUCCGGCGAGCGCUUUGCCGUUUCGCCGUUGAAAUUGGUGGUGAGUGGGAUCUGUGUUUUGUUGGUCUUGCUAGUUAUUACGAUCGACGAUUCAAUGAUAUAAAUACUCACUAGUUAUUAUUACAAUCGACAUCAAUAUAUAUAUAUAAUAGCGAAAUAAGAAUAUUGAUCGCUUCCGAAGCAGCAUGAUAGUCGAAUUCAUUUUUGUCUUUCUUCACUCUUUUUAUUGUUGUUGAUGUGGGCGGUUCUAUAAGAGAGAUUGUUGCUAUUCGUUUAUUGUUUUGGGAUGUCUAGAAGAUAAAGAAGAAGAGAUUAUCAUGAUAACGGUUGUGGGGAAAGUAAUAGGAUGAAUGCUUUCCAUAUUUGAUUUUUGUGGUGGUGAGUUUGAUCCUUUUUUGUAUCUUGAACGUUCUCGCUUCAAUCAUAAUCGAUCGCGGUAGCUAUGCAAUGUUGGAAUAUAUCUUGAAAAAGUUACUAACUUACUAUGGCCACAUGUUUAUAAGCGGAUUGGUUGAUGUAAUUAACGCGAUGGUUGCAUGAAGAUAUAUAAUUUGGUUGUUGGCUCUUCAAAAAGAUCACUGAAAUGUGCAGGAGGAUGAGUUGAUUGUGAGAUCAUUGAUCUUCCUUUUACAUCAAUUAGGAAAACAACAGAAAUUAGCUGAAAUCAGUUAAAUAAUUUUAAUUAGUUUUUUUUUUAUUGUUUUCAAAAGUUGUUAGAUCGUAUUAGUUGUUUGAAUAAUUUCAAUCAGAGAAUUCUAUGAUCAAAUCUCACUAACCCACUGUCUACAUUUUUUUUUUUCCAUCUCAAUUUUCAUAUGUUUCAUUUUCAUCCCAAAAUCUUAGUGUCAAUAUUAUUUUCAUAUCUUUUUCUCUCUCGAUUUUUUUUUGGGUUAAUUGCAUGAUUGGUCACUCAGAUUACUAAAAACGUUCAUGUUUGGUCACUACAAAUAUUUAAUUCCACUAAUGGUCACUAAAAUUAGUUUUAUAGUUCAUGUUUGGUCACUCUCCGUUACCUUUCGUCAACCUCCGUUAACACCGUCAGUUUUUUUUGCUGACGUGGCUAACAGAAGUACUUAUUCACCAAAUUUAAACUAUUAAAAAAUAAAACCCGACCUGUACAGUCAGCUAAACCCACCAUAUGAGAUACCCACCCAACCCAUAACUCAACCCUUCAUCUUCUUCCUUUAUUUGACCUGACGCAAAAAAUCCCUAAUAGCUCACCAAAAACAGUCCCCUGUAGACUAAUUUGUCCUCAUCGCUGCUUGCUCCUCAUCCAAUUUCAACGUCAUCACAUCAGAAGAUAACCACCACCACCACCCCCCCUAAAAGCUCACCCUCUCCCCUGUGCAUUUCAAGAAGAGAUCAAUAAUAUUAUCUCUUGCUCACCAACUCCAUCGCCAACACCACCAGCAAAGAUCAGCUCGCCUCCGGGCCACUAAAGCUCGACCACAGCUAUCCGUCCAAGCUCGCAAUCCCUAUCAUAGGCAGCAUCACUGACCGUUGCAUCUCCUUCCCCGAACCCAUUUCGCGGCAGAGGGUCGAAACAUGGAAUACAGAGUCGAAACCCAA
Molecule: messenger RNA, 2654 nt
Organism: Linum trigynum
Lineage: Eukaryota; Viridiplantae; Streptophyta; Magnoliopsida; Malpighiales; Linaceae
Source: the annotation of a GenBank genome assembly